Molecule: messenger RNA, 741 nt
Organism: Didymodactylos carnosus
Lineage: Eukaryota; Metazoa; Rotifera; Eurotatoria; Philodinida; Philodinidae
Source: the annotation of a GenBank genome assembly
AUGAGUGAUAAUACACACCAGUUUGAUGACAUCAAAAAUGAACAUAAAAAUUAUGCUAAUUUACCCGAUGAUCAUCCAAGAAAAUUGAUACCGGAAUUAUGCAGAUUCUUUUAUUCGUUAGGAUGGGUAACAGGUACCGGUGGUGGAAUAUCAUUAAAAUAUAAUGAUUUAAUUUAUUUGGCACCAUCCGGCGUCCAAAAAGAACGUUUACAAUCAGAACAUUUAUUUGUUCAAACAGUUGAUGGUAAAACUGUAUGUGAACCAUCUGCCGAUUUGAAACUGAAACGUAGUCAAUGUACACCAUUAUUUUAUAAUUCAUUUCAUUUACGUAAUUCAGGUGCAUGUAUUCAUACACAUUCAAAAUCAGCCGUUCUUGUUACUCUUCUUUAUCCAGGCAUUGAAUUUCGUAUUACUCAUCAAGAAAUGAUUAAAGGUAUUAAAAAAGAUUCAACACCAUCAACGUAUUAUAGAUAUGAUGAAGAACUAGUAGUACCCAUUAUUGAAAAUACGUGUGAAGAAGAAAACCUCACACAAUCGAUGGCCAAUGCAAUGAAUAUGUAUCCGGAUACGUGUGCAGUGUUAGUAAGACGACAUGGUGUCUAUGUUUGGGGUGAAACAUGGAAAAAAGCUAAAACAAUGUGUGAAUGUUAUGACUAUCUAUUUGAAAUUGCUUGCCAAAUGAAACUGCAUGGAUUAAAUCCCGCAGAAAAGCCAGCAAUUACACAUGAUACAUUUUUAUGA